Adineta steineri is the source of this 2022-nucleotide messenger RNA. The record is from the annotation of a GenBank genome assembly. Lineage: Eukaryota; Metazoa; Rotifera; Eurotatoria; Adinetida; Adinetidae.
AUGUCAUCAUCAGCAGUUUCAAGUCUUCUAUUAGAAGCAAAUAAUUUAAAUUAUAUUGCUAUGAUGUUUAUUCGAUGCUAUUGUUAUAUAGUUAUACCUCCUGGUACUCUAGGUCAUCUCUUGAGUAUUUAUGUAUUUACUCGUCGUUCGCUACUAUCUAAUCCAUGUAGUCGAUAUUUCCUAGCAGCUAGUAUUAUUGGACUAUUACAUACAUGUUAUGUCUUACCUAUGAGAAUGAUACAAUCGGCUUUUGUUGAUACAGAUCCUGGUGCAUAUUCAGUUGUAUUCUGUAAAAUAACAUGGCUUUUAUUAAAUUCAUUAAGGGGUUUAGGUUUUUGGUUCAUUGUGUGCGCCUGCGCUGAUCGGUAUUUAUGCAGUUCUCGCUCAAUAAAUAUGAGAGCAUGGAGCAGUGUACGCGUAGCUAAUCGAGUUAUUCCUCUUAUUAUUCUUAUUAUUUUGGUGGCUUAUAGUCAUGUCCCUGUCUUUUUCGAAAUCGACAUCAUACCAGCUACUCAAAAACCUAUAUGUUAUCCUCCAGGACCACCAGGAACUUAUCGUAUAGUUUUAUCAUAUUUUAAUCUAAUUUUUCUUGGUUUAUCACCGUCGUUAGCUAUGCUUAUGUUUGGUUUACUUACAUUACGAAAUGUUGAACGAGCGAAACGACUUCGUGUUGUACCAACAACUGAGACGAUCAAUAUAACUAAUCGAACGACUAAUACACAUAUGCUUCGAAUGUUACUUGUUCAAGUAUUAGUAUAUUGUAUAACUGGAUUAACAUUUUCUGUUGCAUUAAUUAUUACAGCAAUAAAUGCGAGUGCACCAAAAAAUGCUUUUCAAGUCGCUCAAGAAAAUAUGAUUAAUGCAGCUGUUGGUAUGCUUUCAACUGUUGGUCCUUGUUUAAGUUUCUAUUUAUUUACACUAUCAAGUGGUCUAUUUAGAAAGGAACUUAAAAAACUUUAUCAAAAACUUCACCGAGCUGAAAAUCAUCCACAACAAAUUAGGAUUCAAACAACUAAUACAGAUCAUGAUGGAACUAUAAGAACUAUGAUAUUAUUAAUUGUUUUACUACUUCUUCUUGAUUCAAUCUAUCAAUUAUAUCGAUACUUCUUUCCAUUACCAAAUAUCGAUCCAAAAGGAAAAUAUGUUCUUAUUAGUGGUUGUGAUAGUGGAUUUGGUCAUACUCUAGCUAUUGAACUGGACAAACAAGGUUUUAAUGUAUUUGCUGGUAUAUUAAAUUCAAAUAGUGAAACUUCACUUCGUAAUAAUCUUUCAGAACGAGCUUCUAUCUUCCGUUUGGAUAUAACACGACAAGAAGAUAUUGAUGCUGCAUUUGAAUUAGUUCAAGAAAAAACUAAUAUACUUCAUGCACUUGUUAACAACGCGGGAAUUAGUACAAGUGCUUAUAUUGAUUGGAUGACAAUGGAAUCUAUGCGAAGAAUCAUGGAUGUAAAUUUUUUUGGACAUGUUGCAAUGACAAAAACAUUUUUGCCUUUACUCAUAAAAAAACGUGGUUCACGUGUUAUUAAUAUCUGUUCUGUAGCAGGUAUUCUUACUACACCUAUGAAAUCAGCUUAUUCAUCUUCGAAAUAUGCAUUAGAAUCAUUUAGCGAUUGUCUUCGAAGGGAAAUGGCAUCUUGGGGUCUAUAUGUUUCAAUUGUUGAGCCGGGUCCAAUGAAAACACCAAUUAUUGAUGGACAUGAUAAACUUAUGACAAAAUUUUGGAAUGAAUCAUCAAAAGAUGUUCAAGAUCGAUGGGGUGAAGAUUUUUUUCAAAUGCAAACUAAAAAACUAUCGGAUAAUUUUCUUUAUCGUUAUGCCGAAGAUCAAACUAAGGUCAUACGAUCACUUCAACAUGCAGUGAUAAAUUCAAGACCCGAAAUUCGUUAUCGCCCUGGUUGGCAAUCAAAAUUAUUUUUCUUACCAUUAUCGAUGGCACCUACUUGGCUAACAGAUUUUAUUCUAAUUCGUGCAGCUAAUACUGAUCUUAAGCCUGCUGGUGUACGAAAAUAUCAUAUAGACUAG